[Torrubiella] hemipterigena is the source of this 567-nucleotide messenger RNA. Lineage: Eukaryota; Fungi; Ascomycota; Sordariomycetes; Hypocreales; Clavicipitaceae. The record is from the annotation of a GenBank genome assembly.
AUGUCCAUCUGCGCCAGCUGCCGUGCUGUAUGGCGACAAUCUCUUCGUCGCAAUGCCUGCCGUACGCAGUCCGCAGCUUUCUCAACCAAAUACCCCUCGACAGCAUCACAAAUUCUCGCCAAGCCAACAUGGUCUGUUAGAUCUCUAACUUCGCCACUAAAUGAUGCGUCUCCAGUCGAGGCCAUCUCAUCAUCACAGCUCCACCACUUGCUCCGGCUAUCGGCGCUCCCCCUACCAACGUCGAAGGAGGAGGAGGCUUCCAUGAUCAAGACGCUACAAAGCCAACUUCAAUUUGUACGCGCAGUACAACGUGUCGACACUAAAGGGGUUGAGCCUUUACGAGCCAUACGAGACGAAACACUACAAGGAGUAAAAGAAAGAACGGUGUCACUGGACAGCCUCCGAGAGGUUCUCGAUCAGGAGACCACGGUUGGGCAUUACAAACGCCCACGGAGAGUCAAAUCCAACGUGCAAUCAGAUGCGGAAGACUGGGAUCCCUUAUCGGCAGCGUCGGAAAAGGCAGGCAAAUACUUUGUAGUAGAUGCAAAGAAAGCCGGACAGGAUUAA